Messenger RNA from Zingiber officinale, 1926 nucleotides. Its product is annotated as mitochondrial metalloendopeptidase OMA1-like. Gene Ontology annotation, cellular component: membrane. The coding region runs from base 166 to 1449 and encodes 427 amino acids. The record is from RefSeq and is a predicted model, not a curated record. The transcript has 3 exons. NCBI's taxonomy places the organism in Eukaryota, Viridiplantae, Streptophyta, Magnoliopsida, Zingiberales, Zingiberaceae. Gene Ontology annotation, molecular function: metalloendopeptidase activity.
GAUGACGUCAGCAGAUUCCAGACUCGUCCACGGGCUUCUGCUUUCUACUCCCACCUCGCAGCGGCGGUCGCCGAUCCGCUUCUUCUACUUCGCCAGCCAUCGGGCCUGUGCGGUCGCUCCUCCGCCUUUUUUUUUUCUUCUGCUGCAUCCGCCGCAACCUCCGCUAUGAGUUUUUUCCGGCGGGCGAAGUCCUCGCUUGUUCCCUCUUUCGUAUACCGCGUCUCCUCCAAGAUCAGAUCCAAAUUCUCGAACCCGUUUCCUCCCCGAUCCUCCUCAUCCUGUGCUCCCUCCUCGUCUUUUCUCUCCCCGGCGAAACCCUUCUCGUCGCCUCCCCCCUUCUCCGCCAUCGUCAGACGGUCGUACUACUACGUCUCCACCCCCCAGGUUCAGCACUUCCGCCGAAAGCCCCGGUGGUACCAAAACCCGCGCGCCAUUCUCGUCGUCGUUGUUGUCGGCGGAGUCUCCGUCGUCUCGAUCUACUACGGCAACCUCGAGACCGUUCCCUACACAAAGCGGCGUCACUUCGUGCUCAUCUCCCCCUCCCUCGAGCGCCAGCUCGGCGAGUCGGAGUUCGAGAAGCUCAAGUUGGGGUUCCGCGGUAAGAUCCUGCCCGCCCUCCACCCGGACAGUGUCCGCGUGCGGCUCGUCUCGAAGGACAUCAUCCAGGCGCUCAAACGGGGGCUGCGCCACGACGAGCAACAAUAUAGCGACCCUGAGUAUGCCGCGGUGAGCACCCGGCCGGAGUUUGAUACGCCGGGAAAGACACAGGAGUCUAUCUGGGCCCUGAGCGAGAGGGAAGAGGGCAAGUGGAGCCACGAGGAUGAGAUUCUUGAUGACCAAUGGAUCCACCAUAGCAGGAAGAAGGGCGAGGACACAGGAGUUCAGUCAGCAACCAAACACUUGGAGGGGCUCAAUUGGGAGGUUCUGGUGGUCAGAGACAAUGCCAUUAACGCCUUCUGCCUUCCGGGUGGAAAGAUUGUUGUUUUCACUGGAUUGCUUGAUCAUUUCAAGAGCGAUGCCGAGAUUGCUACCGUCAUUGGGCACGAGGUUGGCCACGCUGUUGCUCGGCACUCUGCUGAAAUGAUCACGAAAAACCUGUGGUUUGCCAUAUUGCAGUUGAUCAUUCUUCAAUUCUUUGCAAUGCCUGACCUUGUCAAUGCAAUGUCAAAUCUUCUCCUUAGAUUACCUUUCUCACGCAGGAUGGAAAUGGAGGCAGAUUACAUUGGACUAUUGCUGCUUGCCGCUGCUGGAUGUGAUCCACGCAUUGCACCACAAGUUUACGAGAAACUGGGCAAACUCACUGGCGACUCUGCAUGGAAAGAUUACCUCUCAACCCAUCCAUCCAGCAAAAAGAGGGCACAAUUGCUGUCUCAAGCUAAUGUGAUGGAGGAAGCACUUUCUAUCUACAGAGAAACCAUGGCCGGCCGUGGAAUUGAAGGUUUCUUGUAGCGCUGCUCUUUCCAGGUACAAAUACCACAAAGAAAUUACUCUUAGUUCCAUUGAGAUCCACCUAGUGUUUAGAAUAUUUGUAAAGGUCAAGGUCACCUCCUUGAUAAAAACACCUUUAGAAUCUGCCACAGGUUUCCUCGUGUGAAGUUUCAGCUCAUGCCAUUUUGCUGGAGUUAAAUCUACAUGAAUAUUUGGAUGGUCAAAUUAUUAGUUGACAAGCAGCGAUUCAGCUGAUUUUGUUGAGAGAGAGAUGAAAUAAGCUGUGAAUCCUGUUGUGAAAUAAAUGUUCAAGGGAAACAAAUAAAUCUAACACAGCCUGUGUUUUUUGUUUAUUUUUUUAAAUCUUGUACUACCUUUAAAACUUGCCAAAUUUAGUACAUAGUGUGGAUUUCAUACUAAAAACUUGCAUUUGUAAUUAGUUAGCUUCCUUAAUUAGUUAGCUGACAAUAUUAAGAAUAAAUAAAUGCGUUAAAUUUC